This is a messenger RNA of Emiliania huxleyi CCMP1516, 1116 nucleotides long. RefSeq lists its product as hypothetical. The record is from RefSeq and is a predicted model, not a curated record. The transcript has 2 exons. The coding region runs from base 1 to 1116 and encodes 371 amino acids. NCBI's taxonomy places the organism in Eukaryota, Haptophyta, Isochrysidales, Noelaerhabdaceae.
AUGCCUCGACGCAAGUCGUACCGCUCAGAUCUGCAGUCGAUAUACACUCAGAACAUGCUCGGCAUCAAGACGGAUACCGGCUUGGACGAGCUGAUCGGCUACAGCCAGGAGUUCGUGCGCGACGGCUACACGCUCGUGGGAAGCGCGCCUGCACAACAGCAUGGGCGCGGCAGCAUGGGCGUGUGCAUCGUGCUCUCGCCUCGAGCUGAGGCUGCCCGGCAGCGAGCAGGUGGCAGCACGCCAGUGGCUCGUUCGCCGGACGGCCGCUCCAUCGCUGUGCGGCUCGUUGUGCGCGGCGGCUCGCGCGGCAAGCAGUUCUCGCGGAUGAUGGGCAUUCUGCUCGUCAGUGGGUACGCUCCCACGUCUGCGCACUCCGCCGCCGAAAUCGACGCGUACUACGAGGGCCUCGCCCAGCUGAUCGCUCUGCGGGAACUGCGGCAGCCGGGUGAUGUGCUCGUGUUGUGCGCCGACGCCAACGCCAGCAUUGGCCGCGGCAGCCUCGGCUGCGACGGCGAGCGCGCAGGCGCAGUUGGCCCGUUCGGGCUGCAGCAUCUGAAUGACGCGGGGCGUCGGCUACGCUCCUUCAUGGAGGUGCACCAGCUGUGCUCCCUCACCUCGUUCUACCGCAAGCAGUACUAUGGCACGUGGAUCCACCCGUGCUCGCGGCUACCCCAUCAGCUCGACCACAUCAUUGUCUCGCGCGAGGACCGGCGCCGCUUCACAGACUGCGGCUCGUGCCCCUUCCAGCUCGUAAACAGCGAUCAUCGCGCUGUGGGCUGCCGGAUGCAGGUGGUCGCAAGCAUUCGUCGCAAGGCGGAUCAACGCAGCAAGCUCCUCGGCCGAUGCCACUCAUCUCUCUACACGGAGGGCGGGCGGCGCGACUAUGCGGACGCGGUGGUUCAACGCCUGGCCGCGGAUACCGGUGCUGAGGCGUCAGCGUCGUCCUACUCGGCUGUCGCUGCGGCGAUGGAGGCAACGGCGCUCGAGGUGCUGCCGAAGAAGGCUAACGCGGGCCAUCGUGGCCGCGGUGCAGCCCCGCACGGGUUUAAUGCGCGAGAUGCGCUCGGGCGACGGAGGAGCCGGAGGCGGGCGGAACUCGGCCGGGGCGAGGCCUGA